AUGUCCGACGGAAGAGUCCCGUCUACAUCGCCCGCCGCUACCGACCACCGCCCACCCUCUUCUACCUUCACUGCCGGAGUCGGUCCACCGUUACGCGCCCUCGAUGAGCAAGUCCUCGCUACUCACCUUUGGCCGCCUUCCGACCAUAACCCCUCCGCGCCGCAUCCUGCUGGCGACACGAUAGGACUCGUGCUCGAUACCGUGGUCGCCCAAGAUGGCCAUGGUCUGACGUCUCAAGCACUAGAGACCCAUCCGUCGCCUACGCGACAGGUUCCCAUUUCAUUCGCUAGCACCCUCAGUCGAGAUGCUCUCUUGUCCUAUGCCUAUCAACUCUACCGCAGCGCUCAGCUUCCCCAUCUAGGCCUCACAGCGAUACCUCUCGUCAUCGCCACCCCUGCACCGACCUCACCAGAGCAAAUCUACAGACUUCGACUGCUACCUCUUCUCACCACGCUGUGCUCGCUACAUCCUGGAGAUAUUCGCAUCCUGCUCCUCUUGGCCUGCACAUAUCACUCCCUCGGUGACUAUAAUAUGAGUCUCAGCACCAGCCAGGAAAUGCUACGUAUCGACCCCGCCUCUGUCGAAGCGAUGAAUAAUAUCGGAGUGACCUUGAAGGCUCUCGGUCGCAAUGACCAGGCCUAUGAAUGGUGGUGGAAAGCCAUCCAGGCCUGUCCCACCUACUGGGACGCGACUGAGAAUAUUCUAGGUUUGCUUUUCACACAUGCCCAGAGUGCUCGAGGCAACAGUCAGAGCUCUAUGCUAUACGCUCGAGCUCUGGAUGCCUGCGUGUUUGUCCAGCGCAAAAUUAUCACCAGCGACGGUCGUCUCAUCCUGCCUGUCCCUCCACAUGACUUGCCCAGACUUCAAAAGCUCCUUCUGACAAGCGCAACAAUCCAGGGGAUGAGCUCACCGGAUUCUAUGGCGGUUGUUUCUGCGUAUUUCCAAUCCUUGGAGCUCAUGAUAUCACCUCCUGCGGCGUUCACAUCUGGCGGAGGUUACACAGCUCGGGAGCUCAUCUUGGCGGGCUUUCUUGCCACGUACAUCCUCCAGCUACCCCCCAGCAACGUCCUUCCGCCCGAACUAUCACAGAGUGUGUAUCUCCCCAGAGACAUCACUAGUUCUGCUCUCCUGACAUCCGGAAUCAACCUCCUUGACGCCGUUAGGGCCUCGGGCGAUCGUAUUCUCGCGGCCAUCCUGCGACUGGGGGGCAGUGCAUUACCAUUCCUCCUCUUGCUGCCCGAGCAAGUUUCCCAUCUACCUGCCCUGUUAUUUCCUGUGUCCUCCGGAGCUCUUCCUGCGAUCUGCACCGAGACAGAUGAAGAUGGCCGCCCGAAGCCAGCCUCGGACGCUGUCCGUCAGGAGGCAAACGUGAUGACCGGUACGAUACUGCUGGCACUCGCCAAGCGAUACCAGGAUCUUGCCUCUAACAAAGUGUCUCUCCCCGGCUUCAGUGCUGCCUUGAACGUCAACCAUUCGCUUUCGAUCAUGCUCUACUACCUAGCUCUGUCGUUAUUCCCGUCGCCGUCCACCUACAACAACAUGGGCAUCGUGCUGUCGAGCAUGUCCGCUACCAUUCCGCACGUUGGCUCGCUGGGGGACGCUCCGGUCCUCACAGGGUCGGUAUUGGCACGCGUAUAUUAUACCACAGGGCUGCAGAUGGAUCCGAACAAUCCUCACCUCCUAACCAACCUUGGUUCACUGUUCAAAGACCAGGGCAACCUUGAAGAGGCGAUACAACUGUACGCCAAGGCAAUCGCCGUCAAGCCCGACUUUGAUGUUGCACUAGCCAACAUGGGCAAUGCGAUCAAGGACGUGGGUCGCGGAUGGGAGGCGCUGGAAUACUAUCGUCGUGCAGUGGAGAUCAAUCCUGACCUGCCUGAAGCUGUGUGCGGUCUCAUGAACUCCAUGGCCUCCGUCUGCGACUGGCGGGGGCGCAGCUGCUUCACGGAUGAGUACGGCGUGGACGACCAGGGCCACCUCCUGGCGCCGACGUCCGCCGCGCACGUCCCGCGCCCCGGGCUCAUGCACAAGAUAGUCGACAUGUGCGAGCGACAGCUGCGUCUGGCCUACGACGAGAACGUGCACGCGAUGAGCACCAUGUGGGGGCUCGGCGAGUGGCUGCGCGCCGUCGAGGCCGCGUUCGGCCGGGCGCUGCGCGAGCACGAACGCGCGACCUGGGUGACGAGGAUCAACCAGUUCUACAAGCCCCUCGACAGAAUGGAGCGGCACGUCAACGAGGGCGGCUUCCUCAUCCGCGUCCUCAACUGGCUGCAGCCGCGGCUCCAGCGGCAGUGGUACGUCAGGCUCUACGGCAAGGCGCUCAGGGCGGACCAGGAGGGUACGCUCGACCCGCUGGCCCACAAAGACGAGUUUGUGCGGCCCUUGUUGCCGCGCACGAUGUCGCCGCCUGUUGUGCCGUCCUUGUUGCCUUUCAACACGUUUGUUUACCCACUGUCUGCGCGUAUGAUCCGGCUUAUACCACAUCGGAAUGCUCUGCGCAUCUCGUUCGCCGCGCUUUCACAGCCUUGGCUGCCCCCGCACGUCUAUCCGCCGCCGCCGCCGCCAAAGGACGGCGUGCUGAAUAUCGGAUAUGUCUCGAACGACGUCAACAACCACCCGCUGUCGCACCUCAUGCAGUCCGUGUUCGGCCUGCACGACCGCUCGCGGUUCAGGGUGUUCAUGUACACGUCGAGCCCGUGGGACGGGACGUCCUACCGGCCCAAGAUUUCCGGUACUGUCGAGGUGUUCGUCGACGCGUCGACGUGGUCGAGCGAGCAGAUCGUCAAGCACGUCACGGACCACAGGAUCCACGUCUUGAUCAACCUGGGUGGGUACACGAAGGGCGCGAGGAACGACGUGUUCGCUGCGCGGCCGUGCCCCUGUGCAGAUACAACUUAUCGGCUACGCUGGGACGCUCGGUGCAGGUGCUGGUGCGACUACCUGGUGUGCGACCCCAUCUCUGCGCCAAAGGAGCUGUGCGCGGCCGAGGUAUGGCGGAAGACGAAGAAGGAGGGCGCCAGGCACGACGACCUCCUGCUCAACCUGGACGCAGACCCUGACCCCGAGGAUCCGCACGCAGAAUGGGUGUACUCGGAGAAGUUCAUCUACAUGCCGCAUACGUUCAUGGUCACGGACCACAAACAGUCGUUCAGGACCGACGAGAACUUGUCGCUCGAAGAGCGGCUGCAGACGCCUGCCGAUACCCUCUGGCGGAACGAGGAGCUGCGGCGGCAGGAGAUGCGGCAGACGAUUUUCCCCGACCUCCCGCACACAGUGGUCAUCUUUGCCAAUUUCAACCAGCUGUACAAGAUCGAUCCGGGUGUUUUUGCCGCGUGGCUGCGGAUCCUCGUGAGGGUGCCGAACAGCAUCCUGUGGCUGCUACGGUUUCCCGCUCAAGGAGAAGAGCACCUGCUGCGCCAGGCUCAGAUGUGGGCUGGUAACGAAGUGGCCUCACGCGUAAAGUUCACGGACGUCGCACGAAAGCACGUUCAUGUUCAUCGCGGCCGGGUGGCAGACUUGUUCCUAGAUACUAUGGAGUGCAACGCUCAUACCAUCGCGGGAGACAUUCUCUGGCCUGGCACACCGCUCAUCACGUUCCCGAAACACCCUCACAAGAUGUGCUCCCGCGUGGCGGCGAGCAUGGCCAACGCCACGGGCUUCGGCGACGAGAUGGUCGUCGACAGCCUGGAGGCAUACGAAAACCGCGCGGUGGCGCUCGCCAACAGCAUCUCAUACGUCCCGGAAACAGAGCCAGGAGGCACAACCGUCCUGCGGGGGCAGGGCGAGCUCAUCAGACUCCGCCGGAACCUCUUUCUGAAUCGUGACAGGAUGCCGCUCUUCGACACGGCCCGCUGGACGCGCAACAUCGAGAAGGCGUACUGGGAGGCGUGGCGCCGGUGGGUGGAGGGGACGCAGUUCGAGCUGUCGGACGAAUGGGAGGCGUGCAAGGGCCCCGAAAAAGAAAGCGGGUGCAUCUGGGUGCAGGACGACGAUCCCGCAGAGGUUGUCCGCUACGACUGAUUAGUGCUAUCGCUCUUCUUCUGAUUACCGCUUGUCGUCGCUCUCGUCGUUGACUGUUGUCGGGCACAGUACCUGCAUGGAUGUAUAAAGUAUCUAGUACACUAGUAAUUUGCCUUGUCAGAAGACAGCGCGGGCUCCACGACUUUCGUUUAUACGGAUUGGUAGGCACCUGGCGCGGCCUGCUGGUUUGCUGAAGGAGGGGCAGUUGGCUUUUGGGGAGGGGCAGCUGCUCUUGGCGUCGGCGUGGGCUCGGGAUCGUCCAAGGACUGAUAACCGCCGCCACUGCCGCCAGAGGUGAAGCCUCCGGGCAUGGACCACACUGGAAGAGUAAUCGUUAGUUG
Molecule: messenger RNA, 4361 nt
Organism: Phanerochaete carnosa HHB-10118-sp
Lineage: Eukaryota; Fungi; Basidiomycota; Agaricomycetes; Polyporales; Phanerochaetaceae
Product: glycosyltransferase family 41 protein
Exons: 18
Coding region: 1-4020 (1339 amino acids)
Biological process (GO): protein O-linked glycosylation
Molecular function (GO): protein binding; glycosyltransferase activity
Source: RefSeq, a predicted model, not a curated record